GCCGGGGAGCCUGGGAAAUAUAGUCGAGAGCUGGCUGGAGUUAGGGGCCGAGCGAGGCGGGGAGUGGAGCGAGCCGGACCCAGCUGGUUCCUUCUCGCGGUUCCUUUUGGGUUCUGGCGCGGCGCGGCGCUACCACCCAGGAGGCUGGCCCCAUGCCGAGCCUGACCCAGAGAUCGCCUGUCAGGCUCACCCCUGGAUCCCCCGACGGAAACCAGGCUGGAGGCGGGAGAGACCUCCAAAAUAGGAUCAAGGAAGCUCUAAAGGGCUGGGCUGAUGUUUCUCAAUGUGUCUCCAAAGCCAUGUCCAGACCGUCACUCAUCACGUUCACGCCCGCCACUGACCCCAGUGACCUCUGGAAGGGUGGGCAGCAACAGGCGCAGCCUGAGGAGCCAGAGCCCACCCUGGAUGGCGCUGCAGCCCGGGCUUUCUAUGAGGCCCUGAUUGCGGAGGAAGCCCUGGCCCCUGAACCGCAGAGAGCUCAGCCUGCGCCUGCCGGGCAGAGAAAGAAGAAGAAAAGAAAAAUGACAAGGGAAGCAACAUCAGCAGCAGCAGCGUCAGGAAGACGUGGACAGGGGCAAUCCUUUGUGGCUGAGGACAAGAUGACCCAGUGGGUACUGAAGGCGGCCCAGGAGGGGAACGUGGCAGAACUUCGAAGACUGUUGGAGCCGCGUGAGGCAGGGGGAGCCGGAGGGAAUAUCAAUGCUCGGGACGCUUUCUGGUGGACACCCCUCAUGUGUGCUGCCCGAGCUGGCCAGGAAGCCGCUGUGCGCUAUCUCCUGGGCCGGGGGGCUGCCUGGGUGGGGGUCUGUGAGCUGGGGGGCAGGGAUGCUGCUCAGCUGGCUGAAGAAGCAGGCUUCCCCGAGGUGGCCCGCGUGGUCAGGGAGAGCCAUGGAGAGACCAGACGUCCAGAGACCCGGGCCCCCUCUCCCACCCCCCAGUAUUGUGAGACCUGCGACGGCUACUUUGAAGACUCCAACCACUGCACAUCCACCGCCCACCUGCUGUCACUAGUCAGAGGUCCCCAGCCCCCCAACAGUCCCCUUGGGGUGCCCAUGUCUAGCCCUGGCUUCAGGCUGCUGCUGAAGGGAGGCUGGGAGCCAGGAAUGGGGCUGGGGCCCCGGGGUGAGGGCCGUGCCAACCCUAUCGCCACCGUCCUCAAGAGGGACCAGGAAGGACUGGGCUACAGACCAGCACCGCAGCCUCGCGUGACGCACUUCCCAGCUCGGGAUCCCCGGGCUGUGUGUGGGAGAGAGAGAGCCCUUCAGGUGGCUGCGCUGAGCCGGAGGAAGACAGGAAGGCAGGAGGAGAAGGACAGGGCCUGGGAGCGGGAUCUCCGGAUGUACAUGAACCUGGAGUCCUGACUGUGGUCUGCCUGGUCUGCCGCUGAGGUCUGAACUCAGACUUCUGACCUGAGCACUUCGCUUUCUGCGUCCUGGGAUCUACCCAGGUGCCAGGCCUUUAGGUUUUAACCAGGAGCCUCUACUCCUGGGAGACGGCUGCUGACGGUUGGAAAAUAAAUCAGCCUUCAUCCUCAA
Octodon degus (degu) is the source of this 1535-nucleotide messenger RNA. RefSeq names its product G-patch domain and ankyrin repeats 1 (gene Gpank1). The coding region runs from base 153 to 1361 and encodes 402 amino acids. Gene Ontology annotation, molecular function: protein binding; nucleic acid binding. NCBI's taxonomy places the organism in Eukaryota, Metazoa, Chordata, Mammalia, Rodentia, Octodontidae. The transcript is spliced from 4 exons. The record is from RefSeq and is a predicted model, not a curated record.